Eimeria mitis is the source of this 3399-nucleotide messenger RNA. RefSeq lists its product as uncharacterized. NCBI's taxonomy places the organism in Eukaryota, Apicomplexa, Conoidasida, Eucoccidiorida, Eimeriidae. The record is from RefSeq and is a predicted model, not a curated record.
AUGUUUCCGCGUAUAAGUUGGGGGAUCGAGCACCGGGAUCGAUCCCAGGCGAUCCCCGCCUGUACCCCGGUUGCUUCUUCGUGGCUGCAGCAGCAGCCGCAGCAGAUAACUAUAGAUGACGUUGCUGCUACUGCUUCUUUUCAUUCUUAUGCUGGUGCUUGUCUUCUUAGUUUACCUCUCUCUUACACACACAGGGGGCCCCUCAUCAGCCCACAUACACAGUACCCAGGGGGCCCCCCACGCCGAAUACGCUGCCGCUUCUGCGGCGCAAAAAACACACCAACACCACCAGCAGCAGCAGCAGCGACAGCAGCAGCACCAGCAGCAGCAGCAGCAGCAGAUGAUCAUGCUGACGAUCGUCCUCCUUCUCGUUUUGUUUUAUUCUGCAAAAGGUGUGCUGCGCCUAUCAGCGGCCCGGGUGUAUGGGGGGGCCCCCAAGGUGCCCUGGGGGCCCCCUGGGGGCCCCCGGGUGCCCCCGGGGGGCCCCCGGGGGCCCCUGGUUCUAUUGUUGUAUUGUGUGCUUACACUACAAGCGGACGACUGACAUGCAGGCCGCUAACUAUAAACGACCCCCUGCUGCAGCUGCAGCUGCAGCAGAGGAAUGGGGUGUAUGCGCAGCUCGCUAGGCGGCAGAGGAGACGGCGGGGGGAUGCCAGCGGGAUCGAUCCCAGGUGUGGGGUGGGGCUGGGGGGAGGAGAGGGUGCAGCAGCAGCAGCAGCAGCAGCAGCAGGGGGAGGGGGAGGGGCUUCUGCUGCUGUUGCUGCACUCUUUUCUUUUCAUGCUUCGCGUUUACAAAAGCCGCAGUUGGUUGCUGCUCCUGCUGCUGCUGCUGCUGCUGCUGCUGCUGCUGCUGCUGCUGCUGCUGAAGGGGGUGUAGAGGAGACAUCUGCAACGGGCUCGGAUCAGCUGUCUGUCUCCUCUGUCUCUUCUGUCUCCAUCUGCAACGGGCUCGGAUCAGCUGUCUGUCUCCUCUGUCUCUUCUGUCUCCUGCAACGGGCUCGGAUCAGCUGUCUGUCUCCUCUGUCUCUUCUGUCUCUCCCUGCAACGGGCUCGGAUCAGCUGUCUGUCUCCUCUGUCUCUUCUGUCUCUCCUGCUGCUGCUGCUGCUGCUGCUGCUGCUGCUGCUGCUGCUGGUGGCCAUGAGGAUGCUGUUGAUGUGCUGCUGCAGCAGCUGCAGAGCAGCCCGAAUGAGAUGCGGGUGCUGCCGCAGCGAAUCCCUUCUUUGCUGCUGCAGCUGCAGCUGCUGCAGCAGCUGCAGCAGGAGUUGCUGUUCCGUUCUGCCUUAAGGUUCUUUUGGCCGCUGCUGCUGCUGCAGCAGCAGCAGCAAUUGUCUUCUUUUUCCUUCACUGAUUCAGGUUCUUUUGGCCUACAUAAACCUGCGUUCGAUGCUGAGGCGUAUGAUCCCGAGCCCCUCAUUCAGCUGCUGCUGUCGUCUGCUGCUGCUGCUGCAGCAGAUUGCUACCUUAAUCAAUGCAAAACUGCAGCAACAGCAGCUGGAUCAUCAGCAGCAAACAACAAAAUGCAGCAGCAACAACAACAGCAACAGCAGCAGCAGCAGCAGCAGAAGCAGCAGGAAGAAAGAGCAACAGACACAGACAAACGCGGAGACGACGCAGAUGUAGAAGGGAGAGAAACAGCCUCAAACAGCAGCAGCAGCAACAGCAGCAGCAACAGCAGCAGCAGCAGCAGCAACAGCAGCAGCAGCAACAGCAGCAGCAGCAGCAGCAGUUUUGUGGCUGAGGAUGAUGAUGAAGACAGUGAGAGCCGUCGUUUGUGUGUGUCUGCUGUAGAGGAUUUGCUGCAGGGAGGACCAGCAGCAGCAGCAGCAGCAGCAGCAGCAGCAGGAGCAGCAACAACAACAGCAGCAGCAGGAGCAGCAGCAGCAGCAGCAGGAGUUGGUGUGGUUGAUUGGGGUGUAUCUGCAGCAGCAACUGAAGCAGCUGGUCUCCCCUUUCCUACAGCUCGUAGCCGUUCUAUAUUUCGUUACGGUGUACAUGCAGCUGCUGCUCUGCAUGCAGCAGCAGCAGCAGAAAGCAGUUUGCUGCAGUUGAAAUAUAAAGAUAUUGUUUGUCUCCACGAUAUUCUUGUUGCUGUGCAGCUAUACAGAGAACACAAAAUUACAAACACACAGCUGCUGCUGCUGCUGCAGCAGUUCAGCAGCAGCAGACUGUGCACCCCAGGCACCACAGACAUGCAGCGAGCUACGCUGCCUUUGGGUGUACAUACACCUCAAUCCCCCCACGAAGCAUUCACUGCAGCAGCAAACGCAGCAGCAGCAGCAGCAGCAGAAGCAGCAGUAGAGGAUGCUGCUGCUCCUCCUCCCGCUGGUGCUGCCGCUGCUGCUGGUCCUGCAGCACCAGCAGCAGCAGCAGCAGCAGCAGCAGCAGCAGCAGGGAAUACAGCAGGAUUUAUAAAGGUCGCGAACCCAGCAGUUGCCCCUGCAUUGCCUUGCUGCUGCCGCGUGCUGCUGCAGCACCACUGCGAUCUGCAUGCAUGCGCUGCAGGCAUAGAGGCUAGUGUGGGGCCGGAGGAAGAAACAGCAGAAACAGCAGCAGCAGCAGCAGCAGCAGGAGGAACAGCAGCAGCAGCAGCAGCAGCAACAGAUAGGUGGCGGGGGGUCAACCCCUAUCCCCAUACAGACGGCAUCCAGGCGCUCCUGGCGCUGCUGAAGGAGGAGCUGCAGCGAGGAGAUGCAGCAGCAGCAGCAGCAGCAGCAACAACAGCAGCAGCAGCAGCAGGAGGAGGAAGACACAAUAGAAGGGUGAGAGACACCGCCUUUCUGCCUCAGGCUGUAGUUGAUGAGCUGGCAGAGUCUCUCUUCCUAACACACGAGCUGCUGCUGCUACCCGCAAGAAAACCCAGCAGCAGCAGCAGCAGCAGCAGCAGCAGCAGCAGCAACCGCGACCUAGAGACAGCUCUUCCUAUAGAAAUGCAAGAAGGCAUCAGCAGCAGCAAAUGGCGACGGCUGCUGUGGGGUGUUGCUGUCAACGGGGCUGUUAUUGCUGACCUGCUGAGACACUGGGAUCUCCCGCUGCUGCAGCGCAUGCGAGAGACACAAGACACGCAGCAGCAGCAGCAGCACCAGCAGCAGCAGCAGCAGCACCAGCAGCAGCAGCAGCAGCAGCAGCAGGGAGAGCAAGAAGAAGGGGAUCGGGAUCGGGAUCGAGUUAGCGGGGGGCAGAUGCUGCGUGUAGAGGACCUGCCUGGGGAUGCCCCUGGUGCUGUGUCUGCUGAGCUGCAGCGUUUGCUGCUGCUGCUGCAGCAGCAGCAGCAGCAGAUCCCUCUUCAUUUCUCUCUAUUUGUUAAUAUGCAGCAGCGGCAGCAGGAAGAACGCCGCAUGCAGGCAGAGAGGCAGCAGCUGCUGGAUAGCAUAGCCAGGGCUAUGCGUAGACGGGGAUGA